GCGCGCAUGCGCUGUUGUGCCAGGAGGGAGUGAGGGAGCCUGGCCGCUGUUGUGAGCGCCGCCGCUGUUGCCGCUCUUCCUCCUCCUCCUCCUCCUGCUGUCAGUUCCGGCUGUUGGGCCUCGGAGCCGCCGCCUGAGGAGGUCUCGCGCUCUCCUUUCCCGCCCGUUCCCCCCCGUGGUCCUCCCCAUCGACGCCGCCGGCCAUGGCCCGGGACUACGACCACCUCUUCAAGCUCCUCAUUAUCGGCGACAGCGGUGUUGGCAAGAGUAGUUUGCUGUUACGUUUUGCCGACAACACUUUCUCAGGCAGCUACAUUACCACAAUUGGAGUAGACUUCAAAAUCCGGACAGUUGAGAUCAAUGGAGAAAAGGUCAAGCUACAGAUCUGGGACACUGCAGGGCAGGAACGUUUCCGAACCAUCACAUCAACGUACUACAGAGGAACACAUGGGGUCAUUGUGGUUUAUGAUGUCACAAGCGCCGAGUCCUUUGUGAACGUCAAGAGGUGGUUGCAUGAAAUAAACCAGAACUGUGAUGAUGUUUGCCGAAUAUUAGUUGGUAAUAAGAAUGAUGAUCCUGAACGGAAAGUGGUGGAGACAGAAGACGCGUAUAAAUUUGCUGGGCAGAUGGGGAUCCAACUGUUUGAGACCAGUGCUAAAGAGAACAUUAAUGUCGAAGAGAUGUUCAACUGCAUCACAGAGUUGGUUCUGCGAGCCAAGAAAGACAACUUAGCAAAACAGCAGCAGCAGCAACAGAAUGACGUGGUGAAGCUAACGAAGAACAGUAAACGGAAGAAGCGGUGCUGCUAAUGCUCUUUCACCUGCGGCAGAGACUGGGCAUGCGGACAGCUCGGCCCUUCCAGCCAGGUGCAAGCGUUUCCACUGAGCUCUGCCCUGGGAGGACUGAUGGGGUUUUUCCCUCACUCUGUGCCGUUAUUUAAAUGAGUUCUCUCCCACAUUUUCGGUCAGGAGGCACCCUUACCACAAUAGUGCCAAGAAGGUCUUGGAUGGAGGGAGUUCUGCCCCUCUCUCCUCCCGACUCUUUUUCAAGAGCAUCUUGGAGACAAAAUGUGACUUUGCCUACCAAGGGGACUUUUGAGCCUAAGAGUUUGUACAUAAUGUAUAUUUGCUUUAACCAGCUGCGCCUCCCCCAUGUCACUUCAGCUUCUGCCUUCUUAACAUCAGCCAAUCAUGAGUUGUUGAGAAUUCAUCUUUUACUUCUUGUUUCCUCCAAAGAUAUAAAAUACCCCAGUGCCCUCAAAUUGGGUUUCCUUCCUGGCA
This is a messenger RNA of Anolis sagrei ordinatus, 1280 nucleotides long. RefSeq names its product RAB35, member RAS oncogene family (gene RAB35). Gene Ontology annotation, cellular component: endosome membrane; plasma membrane. Gene Ontology annotation, molecular function: GTP binding; GTPase activity. Lineage: Eukaryota; Metazoa; Chordata; Lepidosauria; Squamata; Anolidae. Gene Ontology annotation, biological process: endocytic recycling; Rab protein signal transduction. The record is from RefSeq and is a predicted model, not a curated record.